AUGACCACCUCCUCGACUGCGCAAGAGCUAGAGAAGACGCUCACCGACCCUCGUUACGUGCGUGGUGUAUUGCUACUUAAAGAAAAACGUCUUGAGGAAGCUGUGAUGGCUUUUGAAGAUCUGCUGCGUACCAUGUGCGAAGCAGAGGGCAAGAGUGAUUCACUAGCUGUUGCGCCCGUUUACUACGAAUAUGGUCAUGCGUUGCUAAGUCUAACAGAAGCCACAGCGAGUUUAUUUGGUGGAGCUGUAGAGGGUGCAGCGGAUAGUGAUGAAGGUGAUGGUGAGCAGGACGCUAGAAAUACAGCAGACGAACUCGAGGCUGCGUGGGAAGUCAUGGAGCUCGCUCGUGUCAUUUAUUCGCGUUAUCCUGGCGAUGAGGCAGUUGAAACUCAGUUAGUUCGCGUCUAUACGCGACUUGGAGAUUUAGGACUUGAAAGUGACCAAUUUGAACAAGCAAGAGCAGACUUUGAAAAGGCUUUAGUCUUACGAAAGAAGCUGCUGAAGGCCACAAAUGCUGAAGAUACGACGCAACUAGCGGAUUUGUAUUGUCAAUUGGCUAUUGCGUGUAUCUAUCGAGAUUCAACAGCAGAUAAAGAGAAGGAGACGAUACCGAAUGAAGAAUUGACGCAUUAUAUGAUGGCUGGACGAGUUAUGGCGGAGAAUAUUCAUCGAAUAGCUAAAAAGUGCAAUGACAAAGUGCAGAAGUUUGUUGAAAGAAUUCCUACAUAUGCAUUGGAAGAAACGAGUGACUCAUCGAGUGAAGGAAAGAGAAAAGCAUCAUCUAGAGACAUUGAGGGGGAUACAUUGGUCUAUAUAGGAGACCACGUGGAGAAAAUGAAGGAAGAGUUUCUCCAGUGUAUUGAUACGGACGAGGACAACAUGAAAGAGCAUGAGAAGACAUUACUGGAGUACAUGGAGAUUUACUUAGAAUUGAAAGAAAAGGUAGAUGGUAUCAAGGAGACGAUAGCUGGAGCUGUGGCCAAAGAGAAGGCAGACACUAUCAUUGGGUUUGAUCAGAACAAAUCGAGUUCUUCUGCACCGACAGUGAAUGUAAUUCCAGUGGUCAAGAAGCGAAAAGUGGAGACACAGGAGACUUUAGCAAAUGGCAGCAAUUGA
Plasmopara halstedii is the source of this 1116-nucleotide messenger RNA. Its product is annotated as nuclear autoantigenic sperm partial. NCBI's taxonomy places the organism in Eukaryota, Oomycota, Peronosporomycetes, Peronosporales, Peronosporaceae. Gene Ontology annotation, biological process: DNA replication-dependent chromatin assembly; CENP-A containing chromatin assembly. Gene Ontology annotation, molecular function: histone binding. The record is from RefSeq and is a predicted model, not a curated record. The transcript has a single exon. Gene Ontology annotation, cellular component: nucleoplasm. Bases 1 to 1116 code for a protein of 371 amino acids.